Molecule: messenger RNA, 764 nt
Organism: Neohortaea acidophila
Lineage: Eukaryota; Fungi; Ascomycota; Dothideomycetes; Mycosphaerellales; Teratosphaeriaceae
Exons: 3
Coding region: 126-722 (198 amino acids)
Source: RefSeq, a predicted model, not a curated record
GUCCAGAGGUACACAGAGAUCCCUUACAAAACCCGGCCCCCAAGUCGGCGCAGUCUCUCCUCGCUGCAUCUUCCAUCCACCUCCCCAAGAAACCCACCAGAACACUAAAGGAGAAAACACCCACCAUGCUCUCCUCCCUCCUCGUCGGCGCCCUCUGGCUAGCAACAACAGCAACGGCCCAACCCUGCCUCUCCGCCGACUUCAGCCUAGCCAUGAGUCUCGGCGACGGGCCCGACGAUACUCAAAUUUACCUCUCGCUCAACGCUAUCAACAGUGGGAAUGCCGGCGAACUCUUCCUCGUGGGCGAGAAAUUGAGUCCGCGUUACCCGGGCACGCCAGUCAGUCUCAGUGGCAGCUCAGGCAACGCAAGCCUGGCCCUGCAAAUCGACGCCCAAAACUCCGCCUGCAACACCCUCUCGCCCGGCUCGUACGGCAUUUCCGUCCCCGACGUAGGCGAGCUAUACGGCGCCGCGCUCCCUGCUUUCGCCGUGAAGGGCCAAAGCUGGCCGCACUUCUUCUACGGCAAUGGGACUGGCAUGCAAGGGGAGAUUCAGCCGAUGCGCACGGCGGCCGAUCAGCUUUGGUUGGCGUGCGACUCGUACAUUGAUGGACUGAAUUAUUUGCAGCUGAAGUGGGGACUUUACUACAAUAACGGCAGUGCGCCGACGGGGUGCAGGCCGACGAAUGUGGUGCGGUUUUACAAUGUUCCGUGUGCUGAUUGAUUGAUUUUCCCAGCAAGCAUGGCUACGAUUUCGAACGAAGCG